Lathyrus sativus (Indian pea) is the source of this 333-nucleotide messenger RNA. The record is from the annotation of a GenBank genome assembly. Lineage: Eukaryota; Viridiplantae; Streptophyta; Magnoliopsida; Fabales; Fabaceae.
AUGGGUAGCACAUUCAAUCCACAGAUUUUAGUGGAAAAACUAGCCAAGCUGAAUAGCUCGCAGACAAGCAUAGAGACUUUGUCACAUUGGUGCAUAUUUCAUAUGAACGAAGCCAAACAAGUUGUCAAAACGUGGGCUACACAGUUCCAUUGCUCUCCUCAUGAAAAGAAAUUGGCAUUUUUGUUCCUUGCAAAUGAUAUUUUACAAAAUAGCAGGCGAAAGGGUUCUGAAUUUGGUGGUGAAUUUUGGAAGGUUCUUCCAGAUUGUCUUCGAGAUGUCACUCAAAAUGGAGACGAGUAUGGAAGGAAUCAAGCACUUCGACUGGUACGUUGA